Molecule: messenger RNA, 1116 nt
Organism: Umbelopsis ramanniana AG
Lineage: Eukaryota; Fungi; Mucoromycota; Umbelopsidomycetes; Umbelopsidales; Umbelopsidaceae
Exons: 3
Coding region: 1-1116 (371 amino acids)
Biological process (GO): Golgi to plasma membrane protein transport; Golgi vesicle budding; Golgi organization
Cellular component (GO): Golgi cisterna; cytosol; trans-Golgi network
Molecular function (GO): phosphatidylinositol-4-phosphate binding
Source: RefSeq, a predicted model, not a curated record
AUGUCCGGAGUGACGAGAAGACGUGUUGCUGGCGGUGGAACAAGCUCGACUACUGAAGGAAAUGGAACAACUUCGGCAGACAUCUCUUAUGCACCCAGCACACCAAGCGAAGAAAGAAAGAUUGCUUACGAUCCCAAGGACCUCGAAGACGACAAGGACAGGAAAGAACCGAAAUUAACCUUGAUGGAGGAAGUCCUACUUCUGGGACUGAAAGAUAGACAGGGAUAUCUAUCUUUUUGGAACGAUAAUAUUAGUUAUGCUCUGCGUGGAUGCAUAGUAAUGGAACUGGCUUUUCGUGGCCGAAUAGCGAUGGUGAAAGACAGCAAUAGACGAAAAUUUGAACUUUCAGAUCGACAUAUCGAAGUUAUAAGCGAACGUUUGACCGGCGAAGUUCUUCUAGAUGAAGCUUUGAAAAUGAUGAAGAUCAGUGAGCCCAUGAGUGUGGCGAGCUGGAUUGAUCUCAUGAGCGGCGAAACGUGGAACGUUAUGAAAAUUGGAUACCAACUCAAGCAAGUCCGAGAGCGCCUGGCAAAAGGACUAGUCGACAAAGGAAUUUUACGAACAGAAAAGCGAAACUUCCUUCUUUUCGACAUGGCAACACACCCAAUUGCCGAUAUGGCUGUAAAAGACGAAAUUAUCAAGCGUGUUUGCACAACUUUGGUGUCAAGGACUACACCAGCAUCAUUUGAUUCUCAAUCCGGCCUUCGUAAUGGAUAUUUGCGGACGGUCGCAAUGAUAUGCUCUGCUUACGCUGCAAACGUUCUUGAAAACUCACUGUUUUCACUCAGUUACGAUAUGCGAGAAAAGGCGUUUGCCAAGGUCGACGAAUAUCUUGCAGACUUCUCCACAUGGCCAUUUACAGGAACUGGCAGUAAAGUUAAUGUCCACUCAGGAACAGAGUUAUCGAUGGAGGUUGUAUCUGCUGUCCUAAAUGUGUUCACCAAAAUGGACUCAAUUGUAAGUGUAAUGUUUAUUAGUAUUGUUGCUGUACUGACCAAUGAUACUUGUUCCUUUGAACUUCCCAUCACUAAUCUGUUUCAUUUUCUUGAUUCCAUUGAUAGCUUUGAGACAGUCCACAAUGUAAUCAGGGUGUAUUUAGUGCAAAGAGAUUGCUGA